Penicillium pulvis is the source of this 270-nucleotide messenger RNA. Its product is annotated as phosphoglycerate mutase family protein-like protein. The transcript is spliced from 2 exons. Lineage: Eukaryota; Fungi; Ascomycota; Eurotiomycetes; Eurotiales; Aspergillaceae. The coding region runs from base 1 to 270 and encodes 89 amino acids. The record is from RefSeq and is a predicted model, not a curated record.
AUGGUUUUGGUUCCUAAAGCGCAAGAGAUCAGUGAUUUGGCGUGUGACAUUGGCCAUGACGCCGAGAUCACAAUUUCAGAGGCCCCGAAGCUCAUCUCCAAUGCUGCCCCUUCAUGGGUUGUCUCAGAGCUUAAUACAACCUUGAUUGAUGAAUCGUGGAACUCACAGAAAGGAUUAUACGCAUCCACCAUGACUGCCGUUCAGCAGCGUGCUGCAGAAAUGCGCAACCGGAUCUACCAGCGCCCAGAAAAGCACAUUGCGCUUGUAUAA